CUGGGAGAGCUGGCCAGGCCCUCGGGGUGGCGGAGGCGGCGCAGGGCUGGCCCAGGGCCCUCUGCCUGCCUGGCGGUGGCAGAGCGACGCGCGGAGCUUCUCCGCUGGCCCUGUGGCCGCACAGCUCGGGCUCUGUGCUGCCGUCCUCCUGGAGCUGCUGCCGGGUGUGCCGCGCGGUGCCGUCUCCCGCCUCCCUCCAGCGGCCCUUCUGGGCAUGUCUCCUAAGGGCCUGGGUCGUGUGGAAACGGGCAGCUCUGGGCCGGAGCAGUGGUGGGCAUCUCAGGACUUGCCAAGAGCGUGGAGCCCUGUCCGGAACAAAGAGAACCACCUGCACUCAAGUUCCCUAUAUUUUUUGAGUGCCUACUAUGUGCCAGCCUGUGCUAGGAACUGGAAACACAGGUGGAAAACUCCGACAUGUUCCCUGCUCUCCUGGUGCUCAUCACUGCAUGAGAGUUAUGUCAUGCCCAGACCAGCAGGGAGCUCCAUGAGGAUUUAUAGAAGAUGCCCCAAGUCUCUGCGCCUUUGGUGCUGCUUCCUGUAUGGCUUGUGAUGGUGGCUUGCAGUCCCCACUCCCUGAGGAUUGCUGCUAUCUUGGAUGACCCCAUGGAGUGCAGCAGAGGGGAGCGGCUCUCCAUCACCCUGGCCAAGAACCGCAUCAACCGUGCUCCUGAGAGGCUGGGCAAGGCCAAGGUUGAAGUGGACAUCUUUGAGCUCUUAAGAGACAGCGAAUAUGAGACUGCAGAAACCAUGUGUCAAAUCCUCCCCAAGGGCGUGGUCGCUGUCCUGGGACCAGCCUCCAGCCCAGCCUCCAGUUCCAUCAUUAGCAACAUCUGUGGGGAAAAGGAGGUCCCUCAUUUCCAAGUGGCCCCAGAAGAGUUUAUCAAGUUCCAGUUCCAGAGAUUCACCACCCUGAACCUCCACCCCAGCAACACCGACAUCAGUGUGGCUGUAGCUGGGAUCCUGAACUUCUUCAACUGCACCACUGCCUGCCUCAUCUGUGCCAAAGCAGAAUGCCUUUUAAACCUGGAGAAGCUGCUCCGGCAAUUCCUUAUCUCCAAGGACGCACUCUCAGUCCGGAUGCUGGAUGAUACCAGGGACCCCACCCCACUCCUCAAAGAGAUCCGGGAUGACAAGACAGCCACCAUCAUCAUCCAUGCCAACGCCUCCAUGUCUCACACCAUUCUCCUGAAGGCGGCUGAGCUAGGGAUGGUGUCAGCCUAUUACACGUACAUCUUCACUAAUCUGGAGUUCUCACUCCAGAGAAUGGACAGCCUAGUGGAUGAUCGUGUCAACAUCCUGGGAUUUUCCAUUUUCAAUCAAUCACAUGCUUUCUUCCAAGAGUUUGCCCAGAGCCUCAACCAGUCCUGGCAGGAGAACUGUGACCAUGUGCCCUUCCCUGGGCCUGCGCUCUCCUCGGCCCUGCUCUUUGAUGCCCUCCAUGCUGUGGUGACCGCGGUGCAGGAGCUGAACCGGAGCCAGGAGAUUGGUGUGAAGCCCCUGUCCUGCGGCUCAGCCCAGAUCUGGCAGCACGGCACCAGCCUCAUGAACUACCUGCGCAUGGUAGAAUUGGAAGGUCUCACCGGCCACAUUGAAUUCAACAGCAAAGGCCAGAGGUCCAACUAUGCCUUGAAAAUCUUACAGUUUGCGAGGAAUGGUUUUCGACAGAUUGGCCAGUGGCAUGUGGCGGAUGGCCUCAGCAUGGACAGCCGCCUCUACACCUCCAACAUAUCCAACAGUCUCUUCAACACCACCCUGGUCGUCACCACCAUCCUGGAAAACCCAUAUUUGAUGCUGAAGGGGAACCAUCAGGAGAUGGAAGGCAAUGACCGCUACGAGGGCUUCUGCGUGGACAUGCUCAAGGAGCUGGCGGAGAUCCUCCGGUUCAACUACAAGAUCCACCUGGUUGGGGAUGGUGUGUAUGGUGUCCCUGAAGCCAAUGGCACCUGGACAGGAAUGGUUGGGGAGCUGAUCGCUAGGAAAGCAGAUCUGGCCGUGGCUGGCCUCACUAUUACUGCUGAACGGGAGAAGGUGAUUGAUUUCUCCAAGCCAUUCAUGACUCUGGGAAUUAGCAUUCUUUACCGAGUUCAUAUGGGGCGCAGACCCGGCUACUUCUCCUUCCUGGACCCCUUCUCCCCGGGCGUCUGGCUCUUCACGCUCCUCGCCUACCUGGCGGUCAGCUGCGUGCUCUUCCUGGUGGCCCGGUUGACCCCUUAUGAGUGGUACAGCCCCCACUCAUGUGCCCAGGGCCAGUGCAGCCUGCUGGUGAACCAGUACUCCCUUGGCAACAGCCUCUGGUUUCCGGUUGGAGGCUUCAUGCAGCAGGGCUCCACCAUCGCCCCUCGAGCCUUAUCUACUCGCUGUGUCAGUGGUGUCUGGUGGGCAUUCACGCUGAUCAUCAUAUCAUCCUACACGGCCAACCUGGCAGCCUUCCUGACUGUGCAGCGCAUGGAUGUGCCCAUUGAGUCAGUGGAUGACCUAGCUGACCAGACCACCAUUGAGUACGGCACAAUUCACGGAGGAUCCAGCAUGACCUUCUUCCAAAAUUCCCGCUAUCAGACCUACCAACGCAUGUGGAAUUACAUGUAUUCCAAGCAGCCAAGUGUGUUUGUAAAGAGCACGGAAGAGGGGAUCGCCAGGGUGUUGAAUUCCAACUAUGCUUUCCUUCUGGAGUCCACCAUGAAUGAGUACUAUCGGCAGCGAAACUGCAACCUCACUCAGAUUGGGGGCCUGCUGGACACCAAGGGCUAUGGGAUUGGCAUGCCAGUCGGUUCGGGGUUCCGGGACGAGUUCGACCUGGCCAUCCUCCAGCUGCAGGAGAACAACCGCCUGGAAAUCCUGAAGCGCAGGUGGUGGGAAGGGGGCAAGUGCCCCAAGGAGGAGGACCACAGAGCCAAAGGCCUAGGAAUGGAGAAUAUUGGUGGAAUCUUUGUGGUUCUAAUUUGUGGCUUAAUCGUGGCCAUUUUUAUGGCUAUGUUGGAGUUUUUAUGGACUCUCCGACACUCAGAAGCUACUGAGGUAAACCUCCAAGGGGUAUGACCUAUGUUUUGAAAGAAGGGGCAAAGCUCACAGGCUCGUGUACAGACAAAAGUAACUUCAGACGCAUCCUGUGAAAUCCCGUGGGACAGACCAAGGGCAGGAGAUCCUCAUCAAUGCUCCAUCCCUCACACAGCCACAGAAAGGCCAUUUAACGUCCAGUGUCAGAUUCUUCUAUGAAAUAGUCCAGGAAAUAAAUAUGGGACAGUUUUUAUGAACAACAAAGUCCUAUACAACUAUAUCCCAAGCUGUAUCAUUGCAAAGGAAAACAGGCAAAAGUACCAGCUUCCUAGUGGGAACCGUGGCCUUAUCCCUUCCCUCUUUACAAGUAAAGAUGCUCAGAUGGGAGCCCAAGAGUUACAUCUUCCUUCUCAGGGAUUUUGAAUAAGUUUAAUUCCCAAACCUGAUGUUUACAAACUAUACUAAUAUAAGUUUCACACAGAUGGAAAUGUCUGAGAAGAAAACUGUAUCCUAUCCCACCUCCGUGAACCUCAGAGAAGGGCCAGACACCCUUCCCUGCUAACUGUGCUCUUAGCCUCUAUCUCAAUCUCCCAGCCCCAACUCUGGAACUUCUGAAAUCUCCUUCACUAAGCGACACUGGAUAACAGCUCCUAACAGUACAUAAGUGUACAGUGCCCCCAUCCAUUUGUGGAGUCCAGCCUCUUAUAAGGCUUCGCUCUCGUACUGCCUUCAGCCCUCUGACUGUGCUCAGCCUCUUCCGUUUUCCAGCAAGACUGUAUGCCCACUCCUCACACCCCUUUGUUCCUUCGUGCACAGGGAGAGAUUGUAUCUCCCACCUCACCAAGAAGUCAGACAUGACCAGCCCCAAAUGAAAGCCCCUGCCUAAAAAUGUACCCGCUAAAGCCACCUGCCGCAGCAGAUGAUCCAGUUGUCCUUCCAUCUCGAUCUUAAUCCAUCUUUCCUCAGCUACUCCAGGAUUAUCUUUUCUCCCCGUCAAUUUUUAUCCCUGCUCUCUCCCCAAAAUCUAAAAAUAUGCUCAAGUUUAUUCUCUAUUUUAAAAAUACUAUCAAUGUUACUAUUGCUCUCGCCCUGUCUUCCCCUCUCCCACACCAAGGUGAUCCAACUGCUUCAGUCUCCACUUCCUGGCCUCCCAUUCAGCCCCUAAUCCAGGGCACUGUGGCUUUGAAAGGUCAUUGCUAAGAGGUCUGACCCCUCCCAAUGGACAAAACCAGAGAGAACCCUUUGGGCCCUGUUGAACCUCAAUGUGCCCCUUGACAAAGUGAACAGUUUUCCCCAGAAGUUCUCUCUUUACGUGCCUUGCCUGGCGCCAAGGUCUCUCGGUUUCUCUUCUACUUCUCUCCAUAGCGCUACCGGUUUUUCAGCUUUGUCCAUUCCUUAGAUGAAUUCUACUUACUUAUUACUUAUAGAAAGAAAGACCUAUAGGUCAGGUGUUCCUUUUCCUGUGAAACCUUCCCUAAUUCUCCUGCCUUCUUCCCUGGACCAGAAGAGUUGACCCUUCCUCAGCCUUCCCAGCAUCGCUGUAACCGAUGCACAGGGCACUCACACAGUGCGCUGCAGCUAGGACUUCUCUCUCUUUAUUUCCAUGAAAAGCACAGCUGGCAGUCAAUGAAUUCAUGUUGUUACAUUCUUGUCACAUGUAACAGAUUAGGCAGGUGGUAUUAUUUCACCUGUUAUAGUUAUUAUUAGAAGCACAGAGAAGUCAAGUACCUUGCCUAAGAGUCUCAGCUCUUUAGUAAUAACACUUUGUUUAGAGUCCAGGUCUCAAUUCUUGGCUCAGGCCAUAUUCUUUUAGGUGAUACUACUUCUCUGUAGUUGCUUAAGUAGAGGAUCUGUACACAUUUGGCUACUCCCCCCAAGAGCUUGCCCAUGCCCUGGACAUACCCUGAAAACUGCAGCAAGGAUUCCAGAUAGCGAAAGUGAAAGUGAAAAGUAAGAGCUACAUUAGCUAUUUGGCUACAGCAGAAAGCAGUCCGGUUAACAGACCUGGAAGACGGGGAAAAAGAACAUGAACAGGCAGGAGGCUUCUUCUGUGAUGGCCUGGAGACAUGUCCUUCUUUAUGCAUGCUGUUUGGAGUAGCGAAGUUUAGGUUCUAACUCUGGGUCAGCUAUUUAUUAGUCAAGUAAUUUUUAGCAAGAUAUAUAACUUCUGAGCCUCCAUUUCCACAUCUCUGAAGUGGGCAUAAUACUAGUAGCAGUGCAGGUUCAUGAUCCUUCAUCCACAAUUCUGAAACUUAAGAAGUAGGGAAAGUUCCAAGUUAUUUAUAAGUUUGUCAAACAAAUGCAUUUGGUGACAAGGCUUGACUUGAAUUGGUAUGAAACUAGUGUGUCUUUAUCUCAUUCGGUGUGAAGGUGCAUAGUUUGUUACAGAAAUAUCAAUGUGUUUGAAUAUAGAGUCUGCCCUAGACCCUCACUGGGUGUGGUACACAAUCGUAGGUGUAUUGUCUUACCUUCCUAGAAUCCAAAACAUUCUGAAACACAGCUGGGCCCAAGGGUUUCAUAUCAGGAGAUGGUGACCUGCAGGAGAAUGUUGCUCUGGUUUCUUUUUUCUAGUUAUUAGAAUGCAUCCUCUGCAGCUCUGUCUAACCAGUCGACCAAAGGAAAUGAGAACAGAAUGUUCCCGGAGACAUGGCAACUUUUUUAAAUACUUGAAAAACUGACAUGGAGUAGAAAGGUUAUUUAUUUGGUAGGCUUCUUGGUCCAAACUUAAGUGGUAUCAAUGGAAAUUUUCAGGGAGAGGAACUGUUAACUUAGUAGCCGAAGCCGCAUUUCACAGACAUGCAAAAGACGAAUAAACAAACCAGCAAAUCCUGGGGGCUCUUUCCCACCACAGGAAGGUCACUGUCUUUGAAG
This is a messenger RNA of Miniopterus natalensis, 5865 nucleotides long. RefSeq names its product glutamate ionotropic receptor kainate type subunit 4 (gene GRIK4). Gene Ontology annotation, cellular component: membrane. NCBI's taxonomy places the organism in Eukaryota, Metazoa, Chordata, Mammalia, Chiroptera, Miniopteridae. Gene Ontology annotation, molecular function: signaling receptor activity; ligand-gated monoatomic ion channel activity. Gene Ontology annotation, biological process: monoatomic ion transport. The record is from RefSeq and is a predicted model, not a curated record.